AUGAAGAUACAGUGUGAUGUGUGUGAGAAUGCUCCGGCGACGGUGAUAUGUUGCGCCGAUGAAGCAGCUCUCUGCUCUAAAUGCGACGUCGAGAUUCACGCAGCUAACAAACUCGCAAGCAAGCACCAACGCCUUCAUCUCGAUUCUCUCUCCACCAAAUUCCCUCGCUGCGACAUCUGCCAAGAGAAGGCAGCUUUCAUAUUCUGUGUAGAGGACAGAGCUCUGCUUUGCAGAGACUGUGAUGAAUCGAUCCACGUGGCUAACUCUCGCUCUGCUAAUCACCAGAGGUUCUUAGCCACUGGGAUUAAAGUAGCUCUGAGCUCAAGUAGUUGCAGUAAAGAAACGGAGAAGAAUCAUUCCGAGCCUUCCAACAACCAACAGAAAGCUAGUCAGAUUCCGGCUAAAGCCCCAAGCCAGCAACAACCUUCUUCUGCUACUCCUCUCCCUUGGGCUGUUGAUGACUUCUUCCACUUCUCUGAUCCUGAAUUCAACGAUAAGAAAGGACAGCUUGAUCUUGGGGAGAUAGAGUGGUUUUCAGACAUGGGUUUCUUCAGUGAUCAGAUUAAUCAGAAGACUCUUCCUGCAGCUGAAGUGCCCGAGCUUUCGGUUUCUCAUUUAGGUCAUGUUCAUUCAUACAGACCAAUGAAGUCGAAUGUUUCGUACAAGAAGCCGAGGUUAGAGAUCAGAGACGAUGAUGAUGAGGAGGAGCAUUUCAUUGUCCCUGAUCUUGGCUAA
Molecule: messenger RNA, 735 nt
Organism: Microthlaspi erraticum
Lineage: Eukaryota; Viridiplantae; Streptophyta; Magnoliopsida; Brassicales; Brassicaceae
Source: the annotation of a GenBank genome assembly